GGGGCGGGGGCGCGCGCUCGGCUCUUUAAAGGCGCGCGAGCCGAGCCGGGAAAGGUGGCUCCGCGGCCGCAGGCGCAGGCCCGGGCGGACCAGCGAGACGCGGGGCGCGCCGGCCCGUGGCAGCUCCGAGUCGCAACAUGCGCCGGUCGGUCUGGCUGGCGCUGGCCGCGUCGCUCUUGCACGGUAAAGCCGCCAGGUCUCCCCCCUCUACUCCUCCUCCGCGGGAUCCCGGGCGCAUUCCGGCGGCUCAGCGCCCCGCGCAGGGGCCAGUGUCCCUGCAAGGCGAGUUCCAGAGGAAGCUCUACAAGGAGCUGAUUAAGAACUACAACCCCUUGGAGAGGCCCGUGGCCAACGACUCGCAGCCACUCACCGUCUACUUCUCCCUGAGUCUUCUGCAGAUCAUGGACGUGGAUGAGAAGAACCAAGUUUUAACCACCAACAUUUGGCUGCAGAUGUCUUGGACAGAUCACUAUUUACAAUGGAAUAUGUCAGAAUAUCCGGGUGUGAAGACUGUCCGUUUCCCAGAUGGCCUGAUUUGGAAGCCAGACAUUCUUCUCUAUAACAGUGCUGAUGAGAGAUUCGAUGCCACAUUCCACACCAACGUGUUAGUUAAUUCUUCUGGGCAUUGCCAGUACCUCCCUCCAGGCAUAUUCAAGAGCUCCUGCUACAUUGACGUGCGCUGGUUCCCCUUCGAUGUGCAGCAGUGCAAACUGAAGUUUGGGUCCUGGUCCUAUGGAGGGUGGUCCUUGGAUCUACAGAUGCAAGAGGCAGAUAUCAGCGGCUAUAUCCCAAAUGGAGAAUGGGACCUUGUGGGAAUCCCAGGCAAGCGGAGUGAGAAGUUCUAUGAGUGCUGCAAAGAGCCCUACCCAGACGUUACCUUCACAGUGACCAUUCGCCGCAGGACCCUCUACUAUGGCCUCAACCUACUCAUCCCCUGUGUGCUCAUCUCUGCACUGGCCCUCCUCGUCUUCUUGCUUCCUGCAGAUUCAGGGGAGAAAAUUUCCCUGGGGAUAACAGUUUUACUCUCUCUUACUGUCUUCAUGUUGCUGGUGGCUGAGAUCAUGCCUGCGACAUCUGACUCGGUGCCCUUGAUAGCCCAGUACUUUGCCAGCACCAUGAUCAUCGUGGGCCUCUCCGUGGUCGUGACGGUGAUCGUGCUGCAGUACCACCACCAUGACCCCGACGGCGGCAAGAUGCCCAAGUGGACCAGAGUUAUCCUUCUGAACUGGUGCGCAUGGUUCCUGCGCAUGAAGAGGCCGGGGGAGGACAAGGUGAGGCCGGCUUGCCAGCACAAGCAGCGUCAGCGUCGCUGCAGCCUGGCCAGCGUGGAGAUGAGUGCGGUGGCCGGACCGCCCACCACCAAUGGCAACCUGCUCUACAUCGGCUUCCGCGGCCUGGAUGGGGUGCACUGUGCCCCCACCCCCGACUCGGGCGUCGUGUGUGGUCGCAUGGCCUGCUCCCCCACGCACGAUGAGCACCUCCUGCAUGGUGGGCAGUCCUCCGAGGGGGACCCGGAGCUGGCUAAGAUCCUGGAGGAGGUCCGCUACAUCGCCAACCGCUUCCGCUGCCAGGACGAGAGCGAGGCCAUCUGCAGUGAGUGGAAAUUCGCGGCGUGCGUGGUGGACCGCCUGUGUCUCAUGGCCUUCUCUGUCUUCACCAUCAUCUGCACCAUCGGCAUCCUGAUGUCAGCUCCAAACUUCGUCGAGGCUGUGUCGAAAGACUUCGCUUAACCUGGUCUUGGUCCCCAGCAUGUGGGAAGCGCACCGACAGGCGAUGCCGUUGGCUUGGGGAGAAUCUGGGGUGCUACACUAGACAUGGGGAUGCUGAUGUACCCAGAGCGCUCGCUGCCAGUCAUAUCCGUUAUAGUUUCCUUGUUACUUUGAAUAAUACAAUCUCAGCACGUUUUGUUGAACCCUCUCAGAUGGGCUGCUUGAUAUUCUUGGAACAUCCUUAGGGUCACUAGAACCACUGAAAGCUGUUUUUGCCCAUUCCCCAAUGCCUGGUGAGCCCUUCAGAGAGGUCAGGGUGGCUCCAGACCGCCAGGGGAGGCCUGUACAGUUGGUUUUGCAUGCCUGCAUGUCACUUGCCAGAAGGCCUAUUUGAAAAUUCAACAUAAGCUUUUGCCUGUUUACAAACCUCGAAGGAAAGUAACAAUAAUAGUAAUAAACCACCCUCUCUAGAUCCAUUCAGAUAAUUGGUUAAAAGGACACAAAACUAAAAGGAAAAACCUAACUGCUCGUUUUUCUGUGAUUCAGAUUUUAUUUUUCUCUGCCAUAGAUGGUAGAGAGAGACAAUUUUACACUGCUCCUGCAUUUUAUUAGAGAGAGAGAGGCAUAGUUGGUCUUUUAAAUUAUGCUUUUACAGUCUGAUUUUCUGCCAAGCUACCCUGUGGUGGGAAUCAGGAGGGACAUAGAUGUAUAUUGAUUCUGAACUAGGACCACACCUGGCCCAGUCAGGGGGAUGUCUGUAGAUACCAGGGGACUCCCAAACUUCCUAUGCUGCCCUCAGACAUUGGGGAGCUGAAUUUGCUCUAUUCUGAAAAACCCAAAGGGCAAAUAGAAUUCUGUUAAAAUUAUAAGCCCAAUGUAAUAGCUAAAGUUAAAUUAAGCCAGCUAUGUGUGUGUGUGUGUGUGUGUUUGUGUGUGUGUUUAUGUUUAAUAAUGCAUUAGAUGUUUCUCAUGUACUUGAGUUGAUUAGUCUUAGAAAAUUGUGGGUCUGUACAAAUGCACAAUAUAAAGUGAAAGUAUGCUAUGCCUUUCCUUAUGUGUCAAGGCCAAGGAGCAGGAUCUGGGACCUUUCUGGUUCCUUGUAUGGCAGGAACUGGGAAGCGAUGAUGUGGGCAGCAGCUUUCCUGGAGCAGUAACUCCAGUCUCUGGCUUUUAGGGAUCUGCUUUCGCACAGCUCAACAGCUCCAACGUUAGCCCAGAAAGGUAGCUUGAAAAGGUAGAUUCACUGAAGAUAAGCAUUUUGAAAGCAAAGGAAUCUUUCAUUUUAAACCUGUGUGGUGACAGAAUUCUCCAGUUACAUUAUCUAGCUGACAGUGGUCACUUUGACUCUUCCUAGUUUCCUUAUUUUUUAAUGCAAUCAGAAGGAGACACAACAAAAUCUCUCCUGCUCUGUUGUUUCAUCUAGAAACAGAUCAGAGCUCAAAACCGCAGAAGGCUUUGAGCUCCUGGAGAUCUUUAAUUUGCUUCUAACCCCUGAGAUGGGUGUAUUAUGAGGGAAGAUUAUGUUUUCAGAGAGAAAGAAAUUGCAUACCUUUCUCCGGCCAUUUAUUUCACUCAUUUCUGGGUAAUGCACAUGGAUUUGUUUGCACUGAGGAGAAUGGAGGCUUGGAUGUGCUCCGAGUGUGGGUGUGCAUGAGAGCUGAGUGUGCAGCUGCAGAGGGGCAAGCAGGUUGAUAAGUGAGGGCAUUCUAGCUAACGUCACGCCGUUUGGAGCAGGGUUGUCCUCAGAGUUCAGCCGUUCUACAUGGGAUGGAUGAACAACGCACAAUCUUUUCUUUCCUUUUUUUUUUUUUUUUUUCCUAUUGUAGACACAAGUAGAAGUGUUUUGAUAUAUAAGAGAAUGCUUCAUUUCUUAUUGCUACCUGAAAACCUCUGUAACACUUUUGCUUGGGAAAAAAAACCAACUGACUUUGAUUUUGUAUUUUAUACAGAAAAACAUUAAAAAAGCAAACAGAAGUAGUUUAUUUUUUGACCCUUGACCAGUACUCUGCCAUUUUAGAAAGUGAUAAUAAGGAAAAGAUGCACAUGUAGUAAGAAAAGCAUAAAUAGCUACAGGGACCAUUGGUGAAUGAGCUUCUGAGGACUGGGGGGCAUUUCCAGAAAGGAAGAAAAAGAAAGGGAGGGAGGCCGGGAGGGGGUGUAAGGGGGCUCAGAGAGACUCCUUUGCUACCCCCUCCUGCUAUGCACAGCACUCUGCACUUUGCUUUCUGUGAUUAGUGUUUUAUCCUUUCAUGGCAACAUAAAAAGAUCUACCUCAUUCUUCUUAAUAGCUGCUUAGCAUUCCAUUGUCUCGAUGGACUUUUUUUUUUUUUUUUGGUUAGUCUAUUAGUGAACAUAUAAUUUCCAGGAUUUUUUUAUUUUUAUAUACAAAUCUGUAAUGAACAUCCUUGAUUUAUACCUUAGCAUGCAUUUGUGACCAUAUCUUGGUAUAAAUGGGAAUGGUAUAAGUGGGAAAUGGAAUUGCUGGAUUCAAGGCUCUGCGCAUUUACCAUUCGGUAGAUAUUGAUAGAUUACCCCCCAAAUACCAAUCAAUGGAUAUACCUACCAAGAAUAUAAUGAAAAGGCUAGUUUCUCAACUUUCUCAGUACUGGGUAUCAUCAAACUUAAUAUAUUUUUUUCCAAUCUGGUGAAAAAUUAUAUUGCAAUGUUAUUCUGAUUUAGUUCAUUUUAUUAGGAAUAAAGUUGAGUAUCUUUCAGAUAUGUUUUAGACAUUUCAAUUUUUGUAAUUUAUGUCCUUUACAUAAUUUGGGGUUAUUUGGCUCUUUCUUAAUUAAUUUGCCUGUGUACUUUGGAACUUUCUUGUCUUCUAUCUUGAAAAUAUUUGUUUAGAAAAUAUUUUUAUUUAUUUUUGUCUUUUGAUGUUAUUUAUUGUUUUGUUUAUUUCUUAGCAUAAAGAAAGUUUAAACUUUUAUGUUGUCAACUUAUCCAUAUUUGCCUGGGUAGAUCCUGGGAUUUGUUUCCAGUUAUAAAAGGCCUUCCCCAUUCUGAGAUUAUAAAUAAAUUUACUCAUAUUUUCUUCUAAA
Molecule: messenger RNA, 4750 nt
Organism: Mustela erminea (ermine)
Lineage: Eukaryota; Metazoa; Chordata; Mammalia; Carnivora; Mustelidae
Gene: CHRNA7
Product: cholinergic receptor nicotinic alpha 7 subunit
Biological process (GO): chemical synaptic transmission; monoatomic ion transmembrane transport; nervous system process
Cellular component (GO): synapse; neuron projection; postsynaptic membrane
Molecular function (GO): acetylcholine-gated monoatomic cation-selective channel activity; transmembrane signaling receptor activity
Source: RefSeq, a predicted model, not a curated record